ACAAAUUUGCCUCAAAUAGUAAUUUUCUUCUUGAUAGGAUCAUUUUUUGUUCCUAUGAAGGUGCUAGGGAGAAGGAUAAGAGGGCCCCAUAUGUGAAGAAACACCGAGCUUUAACAAGAGUUGGGUGUAAUGCAAUGAUCAAAAUAAGUAGUCGAAUAAGUGGAAGAUUUCGUAUCAUUAAGUUCGAGCCACAACACAAUCAUGUUUUGUCAACACCGUCAAAGACUUUUCUACUUCGAUCACAAAAAAUGAUCCGGUAUUACUUGACAUGACAUGUAGCUCCGGUAUUACUCCGAAAGCAAGUAUGGAAUUGAUGAGUCGAAAGGCCGGUGGGAGAGAAAAUCUAGGUUUUUUGCGUGUAGAUUGCAAUAAUUAUUUGAAGAAAAAAAGAGAUCAAGAAAUGAAAGUUGGAGAUACUGGAGGGGUGCUCGAGUACUUGCAACGAAAGCAAAUUGAAGAUCCCAAGUUUUUUUAUGCCAUACAAGUUGACGCCGAUGAUCUAAUUACAAAUAUUUUUUGGGCAGAUGCAAGAAUGAUGUCUGAUUAUCACUACUUUGGAGAUGUUGUUUGUUUUGAUACAACUUACAAGAAAAAUAAAGAAGGUCGUCCAUUUGCUAUGUUUGUCGGAGUUAAUCACUAUAAGCAAACCACUAUUUUUGGGGCAGCUUUAUUAUAUGAUGAGACAACAGAAACUUUUAGGUGGUUAUUUAACACAUUUGUGAAGGCAAUGAAUAGAAAGAAGCCAAAAACUGUGUUAACCGAUCAAGAUGAAGCAAUGGCAAAUGCAUUAGAUGUAGAAUGGCCGGAAACAUAUCACCGUCUAUGUGUUUGGCACAUGUACCAGAAUGCCGCAAAACAUCUUCACCAUGUAUUUGAGGAGUUUAAAAGUUUUGCCAAGGAUUUUUGUUCUUGUGUUUAUGACUGAUGAUGAAGUGGAUUUUUUAGAUGCUUGGAACACUAUGCUGCAAAAAUAUAAUCUGUGUUGAGAUAGUUGGUUGGAGCGGUUGUUCAAAUUGAAAGAGAAGUGGGCACUAGUAUAUGGGAGACAGACUUUUUGUGCUGAUAUGAGCUCAACACAGCGUAGCGAAAGUAUGAAUGCUCAAAUAAAGAGAUAUAUUAGCUACAAAAAUCAUUUGUGUCAAUUUUUUGAGCAUUUUGAGCGUCUUCUUGAUGAUAGGCGCUAUGACGAAAAUGUGGCCGAUUUCAAGACAAAACAUAGCUCUCCGGCUCUUCCAUAUCCCGUGCGAAUUUUAAAGCAUGCAUCAACCGUCUACACCGCAGAAGUAUUUGAAUUAUUCCAAUGUCAAGUUUGGAAAGCAUGGGAUUGUAUAAUAGAAGAAGAGGACGUUGUUGGAACAACUUCCAGGUAUAAAGUUUUCCCCCCAAGAAAAAAAAUCGAUCAUUUUGUCACAUUUGACUCAGAAGCUGCUACUAUUUCUUGUAGUUGUAGAAAAUUUGAAUUUGUAGGGAUAUUAUGUUCUCAUGCCUUAAAGGUUCUUUGCUCAAAAAAUGUUCACAUGAUCCCUGAUCAAUAUAUACUGAAAAGAUGGAAAAAAGAUGCAAAAGUUGAAACCUUACAAGAACAUACGGUGUCAUCUCCAAAAGUAGAUGAAAAAAUAUGCUAUAGGAUACGGUUUCAAGAACUGGGUAAGUUAUAUAACCACUUUGCCGGUGUUGCUGCCGAGUGUCAAGAGACAUAUAAAUUUGCUUUGGAGGUGCAUCAAAAAUCACUUGCUCAAGUAGAAGCAUAUCUUAAAAAGUUAAUUUGUGGAGCUCCGGAAGAUAUUGGUGAAGAUGGUCUAGAUGGUGGAGAAAAUGGUCACAUUGACCAAUCUGAUAUCUCGACAGUGAGAGGAGUAAAAUCUAGAGCCGGUAGAGUAAGCAGAGGACGUGGAAGGGGAAACGGCCGCAAUAAUGGAUCUGCUCGUUUCAAGAGUUGCUUAGAUAAAGGUGGUGCUCGUAAAAAACAUUGCACAAAAGAUCAGCUUACAGGAACAACCCCUCUAACACAAAUGGAUUAUACUACCCCUAUGACACAAGAAGAUUAUGUUACUUUGCUAGAAGCUUACUCUAUGACGCAAAUGGGCUAUACUAUAACCCCUUUCUCACAUGAGCAUCAUGGUGCCACCCUUGGCACCGGAAGUUUAACUCAACUAUUAAAUGUAAGUAUAUAUAUAUUUACAUUACUUUAUAAUACAAUGGUGUUUAAGGAAGAAAACAUAUCUAAUUAUGUAAUGAUUCUUUUAAAGGAACAAAUGUUCAGAACUGGAGCCAAAGAACCAUAUAAUAACGGCGAAAAUCGCCAUCUUUUUUAGAUGAUAGAGGAGGAUGAUUAGGCGAUGGAGAGAGAAGAUCAACUCAAAUGUUGAACUUCUGAUUUUUAGCUAGUGAUAAAUAUAACAUUUUAAUCUUUAUCAUUUUAUCUUAAGGAAAAUUUGUAAUUAUUAAUCCAACCUUUGCCCGGUUUUCUUUAAUUAAGCCUACCUAUGCGAUAUUUCUAAAUAAUCCAACCUUUAUGACCCAACUACUAUUAUUAAGUCUGGAUGACCGGUUACCUGCUACAAAGUCAAGGAAAAUUGGUAAUUAUUAAUCCAACCUUUGCCCGAUUUUCUUUAAUUAAGCCUACCUAUGAGAUAUUUCUAAAUAAUCCAACCUUUAUGACCCAACUACUAUUAUUAAGCCUAGAUGACCGGUUAACUGCUACAAAGUCAACGUUAAAAACGUUGACAACCUAAAGUUGGUUUCCCUCCUAAAAUAUUGGACACGUCAUCAUCACUUGCCACCUAAACAAGGAUUUCAUUUUUUUUCAAAAAACCCUUAACCCUUCUCUUCUAUGUACCGUGUUUCAAUUCCUCUCUUCUCCAUUACUGCUGCUUCAACCACAAUUGUACUGAUUCAUGACAUCAUCAACGAUUUUCUUGUGGAAAUAGGUGACUUCAUCCACGCGCAUUCAAAUUUCGUCUCCAAAAUCGUACAAUUGAAGGUGAACUUACGAACCUUAACGUUUUUGUUCCUUUUUGGUAAAUUUUGAAUUUUGGGCUUCCUUGACGGUCAGUUCGUAAAAACCCGAGCUGUUGCAAUAAUAUAGUUUUUUUUUAUGUUGUGGGAUGUUGGUUAUUGUGGUCUUGUUGAAAAUUUAGAAAGAAAAAAAAACCUUGAAUUUGAAGAAGAUCCAGAUCCAAUAGGCAAUUGUUUUACCCCAGCCAUAGCAAUUGCUGAUUAUUUUUUAUGAACUUCGAAUGGAGAGGUAUGACCGUAUGAGAGAUCGACAAUGGUGGAGAAGAGCUAGAAGAGAAAUAAUGGAGAGGAGUGCAGAGAUGAAGCAGAAAAUCAUAGAGGAGAGAGGAACGAAAAUUAAAAUAACAAUUAAAGAAAAUAAGGGGAAAAAAAACUAAAAAAAAAUUAUAAGUAAGGGUGAAUACCGCCUAUAGAAGGUUAGUAACUUAUUAGGCUUAAUAAUAGUAGUUGGGUCAUAAAGGUUGGAUUAUUUAGAAAUAUCGCAUAGGUAGACUUAAUUAAAGAAAAUCGGGCAAAAGUUGGAUUAAUAAUUACAAAUUUUCCUUAUCUUAAUAGGUACAACAACAUUACUUUUAAAAUAGUUUUUUUGGACAAUUAGUGUAGCUUCUGACUCUAAAAGGUUGUUGGUAGUGUUACUCUUUGUACGUUACUCAUAAUUCAAGUAUUGUGAUUUUAGUUUGGUUGUUGUAAAAGUACUACAAAGUUUCAUUGGAAUAUUCUUUAAUUUUGAGUGCA
Molecule: messenger RNA, 3753 nt
Organism: Spinacia oleracea (spinach)
Lineage: Eukaryota; Viridiplantae; Streptophyta; Magnoliopsida; Caryophyllales; Amaranthaceae
Product: protein FAR1-RELATED SEQUENCE 1-like
Exons: 2
Coding region: 1065-2315 (416 amino acids)
Biological process (GO): regulation of DNA-templated transcription
Molecular function (GO): zinc ion binding
Source: RefSeq, a predicted model, not a curated record